GCUUUUUGAUUGGAAUCCCGCUGUGUUUUUCACUCACUCCUGCUCAGUUUGCACGAGUACACAAGUGGGGGGAAACACUGACUCCUUUAACUCUGGGCUGUGCCAGAUGCAGCAAAGAUUCCUGGAAUGGGAGUGAAGGAAUUUUCAAUUUGCUGAUGCAAAAAGCGAACCUCCAAAUAUUGUCAAAGGUUUUCGAUUCUUUGAAGAGUUCUGAAUUGGAGGAAAACAACCUGGCCUUUUUUUUUUUGACGCACUAACAAGUGUUGAAGAUUUAUUCUGGGGAGGGGUAUUUUUUGGGGGGGUUUUUUUGUUACAAUGUCUCACUUGUCCAGUUUGACUGUGGAAGAGUCUGAAGGGAAAAUGCAGCCCAGAUACCUGAACAAGGCGGUGUGUAAGAGUUUGUUUGGAGCGGUGGAUCACGAUGAACUGAGGAGAGAUCUGAAAAAGCAACUCAAAGAAAUCAAGAAGUCCCACUGCCAGAGGUGGAACUUUGAUUUCGAGAACCACAACCCCCUGACCGGCAACUACAUCUGGGAAGCUUUCGACACGCGGGACCUGCCCAGCUUUUACCGGAAUCCCUCUCCAUCCCUCCCCGUCACCCCCGACACUAGGUGCGACCUAGAGGCCACCAGGAGGCUUGAGAGCAGUGGGAAGGCGAAGACAAACGGCGCAAACAACCGGAAAAACCGAGCCAAAGCCCCCAGGAACAGAAAGCGGGAAAUCCCAGCCCCCAUCACAGACUUCUUUCCAAAGCGCAAGAGGAUAGUCGGUUCCAAGCAGUUGAUUCCCAGGAUCAGGACGCCAAGGAAAAGGAUUCGGUAAAAUAUACAGGGAUGAGCUGGGAAGUGAGUGGAGAGAAAGAGAGAGAGAGAGAAGAGAUACUUUUCGCAUUGGGUAUUUCAAUAAACUCAUGGCCUUGAGACACCUUCUACCAAGAUCAAAGUUAAUCAGAUCCUGAACAUGAUAACACCUGAAUGGAGUCUCCAUGAGCAAAGGACAGCUUCAAACCGCAUGCAUUGGGAAUCGAUAAGGCUUCUGGAUUGUGGAAACCUGAAGCACUGUCAUUCCAACUAGAUUUUCCAUGGAUGCAGAACCUUUCAGGACACACUCUGCACACUCGAAAGCACAGGGCACAGAAAAAUCCCUCACUGUAUUCACACUGAACACUCUCAAGGUCAUUAACAGCUGAAUCUGUUGCCUUUGCACGAUUGGGAGUUAGAAAGCUAGCUUGCUGUCUCAUCAUGAGUCAGGGCGAAACUAUUGUGAAUAUCUAUACUCCAAGGUGGCUGGUGUGGGGCACAGGGGGGAGUGGACAAAUUCUGCAGCAUGGCAUGCACCUUGCACAGUUAACACUAAGGCAGUGCCACCCUGCAUCUAACCUGGUGCUGUACUUGACCCGAGAAUCCUGAGCUGCAGUUCUACUGCAGGUAGUGUUUGCAGAGUUUCUGUGCAAUAUGUGUCGGCAGACCAACUUGAGUGUGAGUGGCACUGAGCUGGAAUGCUGUGGGUGGGAACUUCUGCACAAACUGCAUUCUAACCCUCUGUCUGUAUCCUAGCAUUAGAGAGGUUCUAUGUCACAGUAAACAAAAAAAGCUCACUGGCGCUGGCAGUACCUGAGACAUGGAGCUUUGUAAUGGACUGGAGUUAUAUUGCAGCCACAAUGAGCUGCAAGUGGCACGAGUCAGCCUGCUGGGAGGCGGGGUUGGGUGGUGGUGGGGUGUGUCCAGUAGUCCUUGCCUUCAGUCCACUCAGAUAUCUGACAAAAUUGGUUAAGCAAAUUGGUUCUUCAUGUUCAUACAAAGCUACAUCUCAUCAGCCCUUGAGCCUUUGAUAUGGACACUGGAGGUCUGAUAUUGGCACUGCCUGUCACUGACGUUCACCACCUUGGUGAGGAGAUACACCAAUAGAAUAUAGCUCUGAGGUCCAGCACUGGGACAUUUCAAAGAGACCCCAGCGCUGGCUCAGCAGGGACUGUGACAAUGUGAAAAAGCCCCUUAAGGUUCCAUGUGACCCAUGGGAACAAGGGAAAACAGAUCUUGUAAACUGCAUGUGUCCAAAAAUAAUUAACCCUAUGAUGUACAAACUUACAUAUGAACAAACGAAUCAGGAGCAGGAGUAGGCCACUAGGCCCCUUGAGCCUGCUUCACUGUUCAAUAAGAUCAUGGCUGAUCUGAUUAUAACCUCAACUCUACAUUCCUGCUCACUCCUGAUAACCUUUCACCCCCUUGCUUAUCAAGAAUCUAUCUACCUCUGCCUUAAAAAUAUUCAAAGACUUUGCUUUCACCAUCUUUUGAGGAAGAGAGUUCCAAAGAUUCACGACCCUCUGAGAGAAAAAAUUUCUCCUCAUCUCUGUCUUAAAUGGGUGACCCUUUAUUUCUAAACAGUGACCCCUAGUUCUAGAUUCUCCCACAAGAGGAAACAUCCUCUCCACAUCCACUCUAUCAAGACCCCUCAGGAUCUUGUAUGUUUCAAUCAAGCCACCUUUUCCUAUUCUAAACUCCAACAGAUACAAGCCCAGCCAGUCCAACCUUUCAUCAUUAGACAACCUGCUCAUCCCUCUGGAACACCAGAACUCAGCAAAAGUCAAACUCAACAAUAGGGAUCUUUGUACAAACUUCUGUAAAAUAGGGGAAAAAAUGACUUUAUAAGUUAUAUUAUUGUGUGUAAAGUUGCAUACAUUUCAUUUAAAAAUGAUUGUAACUGAUGUUGCAGAACGUUUAGAGAAGUUGUGUAUAAUUUAGAUUCAUUUUUGUUUGCAUGUGAAUUCUUAGGAUAAUGGAACGCUGACCCUGUGCAAAAUCAUUUUAGCAGUUGCCAUCUUGAUGGGAUUGUAAUUAAAUAAAACAAAUUAAUUUUUUAAA
This is a messenger RNA of Carcharodon carcharias (great white shark), 2861 nucleotides long. RefSeq names its product cyclin-dependent kinase inhibitor 1B-like. The transcript is spliced from 3 exons. Bases 316 to 822 code for a protein of 168 amino acids. Gene Ontology annotation, biological process: regulation of cell cycle. Gene Ontology annotation, molecular function: cyclin-dependent protein serine/threonine kinase inhibitor activity. Lineage: Eukaryota; Metazoa; Chordata; Chondrichthyes; Lamniformes; Lamnidae. Gene Ontology annotation, cellular component: nucleus. The record is from RefSeq and is a predicted model, not a curated record.